Messenger RNA from Schistosoma intercalatum, 1812 nucleotides. The record is from the annotation of a GenBank genome assembly. NCBI's taxonomy places the organism in Eukaryota, Metazoa, Platyhelminthes, Trematoda, Strigeidida, Schistosomatidae.
AUGACUCUUAAUCGUCCAAAACCAAGUGCUAGUCCAUCAGAUGAUUCAGCUGUUGGUGAUAUGAAUAGUAAUGGAACAAGUACAACAAGUAGUAGUAAUGGUGAAGCGUUAUGUCCGGAAACUACUUCAACGACAACAACAGAAAGUUUAACUGAAUCAUAUACAAAACUAGCACUAACUAAACGACAAACAUCUCUUGUCAUAGAAUCUACCGCCGAUUCAAAUGAUCCAGGGAAAAUGUUUAUCGGUGGCCUCAGUCCUACUACAACAUCUGAGGGUUUACGGGACUAUUUUCAAAAAUAUGGUGAGCUUAGGGAAUAUAUGAUUAUGCGUGAUCCUCUUACAAAAAGAUCAAGAGGUUUUGGAUUUAUUACAUUUUCUGAUCCAGUAUGUGUGGAAAAAGUCCUUGAAACAGCUCCACAUAUUUUGGACUAUAAAAAGAUUGAUCCAAAACUUGCUGUUCCUCGUAAAUCUGGUCAAAAUACAAAAGUAUCUACAAAAACUAAACGUGUAUUCAUCGGUGGAGUUGCAACACAAACAACAAAUGAAGAAUUAAGUGAAUACUUUAGUCAAUUUGGCAAGCUAGAAUCAUGUGAAUUAAUGAUGGACAAGUCAACUAAUCGACAUAGAGGCUUUGGAUUUGUUACUUUCGAAUCAGAAGAAUCAGCUGAAAAAGUUUGUGAAAUUCAUUUCCAUGAUUUGCAUAAUAAAAUGGUUGAAGCUAAAAAGGCCGUUCCAAAAGAAGUGAUGAGUACAAAUAAUUCCUUGAUUAAGCAACGGCAUCAGUUUAUUCGUGCUCCAAUUUCACAUUUUCUUCCUGCUCAGUUGAAUGGAGCUGCAGCGGCGGCUGCAGCAGCAGCUGCUGCUUCAUAUACAUUAACAGCAACAUCACCAAUUACAGCACGUCAACCAAGUGCCUAUGCUUACUUACCUGGAUAUUAUCUAUCUCCAGGAAAUUCAAUGUUCUAUAGUCCAUCAACAGGUGUUAUGGUUAAUCCACAUACUGGACUACUACCAUCUACAUUAGAUCCUAAUCAAAUGAGAAAUCAAGAUUCACAAACUAUCAGUUAUGAUAUACUCAAUUCAUCAUCGAAUUUAUUAUCUCUGUUAACUCAUUCAUUACAACCUAUUCAAUCAACCACAUUCGUAACUUCUAAUCCGCGUAUCCCAAUCAUUACGAAUACAACUGAUAAUAAUAACGAUAAGAACAAUCAUUUAAAUAUGUAUAAUAAUACUAACAGUAACUGCAGCAGUAUUAACAAUAGUUGUAAUCAGUCAACAGCACAAAAUAAAGAACAACAGGUAGCAGAAUCUAUUAAUACUAAUCGUGCCAAUAAAUUACAGUUUUUAUUGAAUUCUGUGACCAUAAAUUCAAUAUUACAAAACGGAGAAACUACUAAUCAUAGUCCUUUGAUUAAUUCUGCAACUCACUCCUUACAAACAGAUAUCACAGGAGCAGAAAAUGAUCAAGUUGAAAUUAGUCAGCAUUCUCAUUCUCUUACUAAUCAUCUUUCUCAUUCAUACUCAACUUAUAGUCAACAUAAUCAACCACAAUUACAAAUAUUCGGUCCAUCAACAGUCCCAUCGGUUCAACAAUCAUCAAUUACUGGAAUAAAUUAUCAUCCAUCAACCGUAUCUGAGAAUCUUGUUACAAAUGGUCAAGCACAUUAUUUUAUUACAGGUGCAUCAAAUGGAACAAAUCCUAGUCAUACAACAAUAUUUGCUAAUCAUAUACAAACCUCACCAGUUACAUUGAUUCCAGAAAUUGAUUAUAAUACUUGUUCAAUUAUACAUACAUAUAGAAAUGGAUAA